Molecule: messenger RNA, 1944 nt
Organism: Cavenderia fasciculata
Lineage: Eukaryota; Evosea; Eumycetozoa; Acytosteliales; Cavenderiaceae
Exons: 4
Coding region: 1-1944 (647 amino acids)
Molecular function (GO): GTP binding; GTPase activity
Source: RefSeq, a predicted model, not a curated record
AUGGUAGAAAAAAGACAACAACACCAAGAGGUAGAAACGAUUCCUCUAGCAUACCCAGACAAUUAUUCAUAUGACCCUAGAACGAACAAGUUAACAAAGACUGGUAAUCAUAGAUCUAAAUUGGUACUCAAUCCAGAGGCAAUUGAAUUCCUCAUGAAAAUAGAUCAACCAAUUGCAGUUGUUUCCAUUCAAGGUCCUACUAGAUCAGGCAAGUCGUACAUCAUUUCUACACUACUAGGUGGCAGAAGAGAUGCAUUCUCGAUCGGACAUUCCACCUCGUCACAUACCAUGGGUAUUUGGAUAUCAACGACUCUGAUCCAAAAUGAUGGCUUUGCAGUACUAUUAAUGGACUGUGAAGGUGCAUUGGCUGUAGACUCUAACCCCAACAACGAUGUUGCCAUCAUGUUACUGUCGGCUCUUCUCUCUUCUACUUUUAUAUACAAUUCAAAAGUUGUACCAAAUACAGCUGAUAUCAAUCAAUUACAUUUUAUGGUAAAGUUGAUAGGUAAUAUAAAGACAACAGAUGAAUCAAAGAAUAGAUCGAUACAACCAAAUGAAUUGGUAAGUCAUAUGCCAGAGUUUAUUUGGUUGUUUAGGGAUGCGUUUCUGGUCCCUACCAACGAUGGCGUGCCUUGUUCACUUGAUGAGUAUGUCAUGAAGAAGGUAUUCCGCAUUGACCAAGCUGGAGACUCUGAUGCCAUCAGAUUGUCAAAUACAACUAGCAGAGUCAUUCUAAACUACUAUAGAGGUGUCAAACCAUUUGCCCUAGGGAUUCCUUGCAACUCAAACUUACUUCAAGAUGUUGCAAAUCUAACCGACGAUCAAUUGAAUACAGAUUUUGUAAAGACUAGAAAUGAGUUUAUCAAAUACCUAGAAACAAAUGUUCAACCAAAGGUUGGUGCCAAUGGAUUACCAAUUAAAGGUCCAAUAUUGGUUGAAUUAAUUAAAGCUUAUACAGUAUCAAUUAAUACACCUGGUUCAGUACCAUUAAUCCAAAAUACAUGGGAUGCUAUUGUUAGUACUAAAUUGGUUGAAACUCUAAAUAUUGCUGUCAACCAUUAUGAAACAAAAAUGGUUGAAAGAUUAGACAACAAACUACCUCUUGAAACCGAAGCAUUAUUAAUUAUUCAUAAUUCUGUAAUUUCUGAAACAAAUCAAUUAGCUAUUGGCAAAAUUGGAUCACUUGCUGAAAUUGAUCAAAUUGAUCAAUUAAUUACAGAUUUAAAGAAUAAAAUAUCUGAAUUUACGGUUGAACAAGAGAAUGGUAAAGAUAAAGUUAGUAUUACAGGAGGUAUACUUUUCAAAUGGGUUCAAUUAAAUAAUGAGGCAAGUUUGAUACAAUCACGUCAAGUAAUGGUACCAAUUGCAAAACAAUUCCAACAAGAGUUUAUGGAGAACCAAGAUAGAGAUUUCAAAGAGGUAUUGUCACAAUUGCCAAUUGUAAAAGGUCCAUUUUUACUAAGAGCUAUUGGUCCAAUGAAACUCAAAGUUUGGAAAGAAUUUGUAGAUGAGGUGUAUCGUCAAGAGGAACAGUUUAACCGAUUGAAACAACACCAACUGCUAUUAAUAGAAGAAUCAAAAAAGAAUAUGAACCUACAACUUGAAGCAGAGGCUUUCAACAAUACACUUGCCGACACUGAAAAGAUAGUUUGUCAACAACAAAAGGAAUUCAAUGAUUCUAUAACCGCCAUCGUCAACUCACAAACUCAACAUUUCAACGAGAUGAAAGAGAAUGCAGAGAGAAAUCGCAUUGAAUCUGAAGCUCGUCUAAACAACCUUAUUCAAUCAAAUCAAGCGGAACAAGAAAGUUCAAUUAAAAGACACCUUGAAUAUAUGAAACAACAAAACCAAGAAAUGGAAAAAACAGCUGCUGAAAUUGAAAGAUUAAAACGCAGUGGUGGUGGUCGUAGAGGAUUUAGAGUAUUUGGUGUCAGAUUAUGGUAA